UCCCAAGUGUCAGAUUGAGUUUAGUGGAGACACAUGGGAAGUAACUGGCUUGUGCUCGGUUUCCAAAGUCCGCUCAAGGAGAGACAGAUAUGGCUGCUAUUUGUACCAGACUUCACAGGGAUCAUCUUCAGCUUUUAUAGGUAGCUUUACAAUGUCUACGACACCUGUAGCAGGGACUAACUAUUCCUCUGGUGACUGUAAGAUAAAGACUGCUCUUCCUCCUGAAGGAAAAUACGUCUACAGUGUCAUCAUUAUACCUGGUGAGGUACAGGUAUUAUUCAAUGGAAGCAACCAAAUUAGUCGUCCAUCUCAGUCUCCCCUACACAACUGCCCGCAAAACAUAACGGAGGAUGAUAACAUUGACUGUCUUUGCUACUCCGAGAACCUUGGAGCUCCGUCUGGUUCUCUUAUCUGGAAAGGAACCAACUCGUCAAGGUUGAAAAUCUACAAUGUAAACAGGACAUAUAGUGGGACAAGAAAUAUGUGUUACUUGAUGUGGAACAACAGUGUUGUACAAAACUCCAUCUACACAGUGACAGUCAACUAUGCAUCCAGAGUGCUGAGUUUUCAAAUUGACGGCAAGUCAGAAGACACUGUAAAUGUCAGAGAAAACACAAAUGUCUCAGUUGUUUGUCAAGCUGAGGGGAAACCAUUGCCCACCAUACGUCUGUUGAAAAAGAGCAGUAACAACCAAGAUCUUGAAAUAAGUGUAGCUUAUAGUGCACUGCAACUUCAACAUACGAUGACUACCGUUCAGUGUGAGGCAACAGCCAGUUACUCUUGUAAAUCAGAAAACGGUAUCUCUGAAGAUGAAAAAAAUCUGCGGCUAAUUGUUUCAUGUUUUCCGAAAAAGAUUAACAACGACUCUUAUGUUACGACGUUUGUGGAUGAGGAAGCCAGCCUGAUGAUAAAAAUGAUCGCCUUCCCUUCGCCUAACCUGCUAUCGAUAUUUCACAACGGAUCAGCAAAUGAUUCCAUCUCCCGCAAGGUGGAGCAUGAUGACACUGUUAGGUCUACAUGUUUAUCUGAUACUUCGUACAGUUCUAUGAUUACCUGCACGGUAAUCCUCCUAAACAAAACAGUUUAUGUCACUGGAUUUUACACCGUGACUUUCAGCAAUGGUCUUGGGAACAUUUCUUUCACUUUUGAAGUCAAAGAGAGAAUAUAUGACACAACACAAGCAACAGUAUCAAAAGCAGGAUCUAUCGCCGGUGGAGUUAUAGGUGCUGUCGUUUUCAUCGCGUUCAUUGUCGGUAUAGUCAUCUUUAUCAUCAUAAGAAAAAGAAAAAGAGACGAAAGAGGCUUACCAUCAAACCAAGCGUCGACCUCCAGAACGAGACCUGGAAAAAGGUUAGAAAAGUUGUAUGAUGAGCUACAGAGGGAGGACAUAAACACCCCUUCUACUUACCAAACACUAGGAGAACAGCAGACUUCAAGCGACUCUGCGGAUCAUGAAGGGAAGUCACAUGUGUAUGAAUCCCCCAUGGAACUACACGAGACAGCACGAGGAAAAUGUCAGAAGGAGGUAGUCUACCAGAACAGCGCAUUUUCCUAGACUGGUGCUUUUACACCUUUUGGUUUAUUGGUGUCAAAAUACAUUGUCUGCGACCGUUGAGCAGCAGCACUGGGAAAUUGACCUGAGUUUCACACAAGUGACAAUCAUAUUUUCUCUACUCUUCGAAGCAGACGAUUCCAUGCAAUGAACUUCCCGUAUUUUUACAAUCAACGGUAUUUAUUUUUUGCAGUGCAUUUUGUCUGCAAAUUUCUGUGUAUGUGUGUUCACACAAUGCAUUUCCUGUCUGACCUAAAAAGGUGUGCUCGGGUACCUGUGUGUAUGUAAAACUGAUU
Messenger RNA from Pomacea canaliculata, 1848 nucleotides. RefSeq lists its product as uncharacterized. Bases 152 to 1555 code for a protein of 467 amino acids. The record is from RefSeq and is a predicted model, not a curated record. Gene Ontology annotation, biological process: cell-cell adhesion. Lineage: Eukaryota; Metazoa; Mollusca; Gastropoda; Architaenioglossa; Ampullariidae. Gene Ontology annotation, cellular component: cell-cell junction. Gene Ontology annotation, molecular function: cell adhesion molecule binding. The transcript has 10 exons.